Molecule: messenger RNA, 2554 nt
Organism: Macadamia integrifolia
Lineage: Eukaryota; Viridiplantae; Streptophyta; Magnoliopsida; Proteales; Proteaceae
Product: BTB/POZ domain-containing protein At5g03250
Exons: 4
Coding region: 435-2306 (623 amino acids)
Molecular function (GO): protein binding
Source: RefSeq, a predicted model, not a curated record
CACGACACACAGUUGGAAGUUGGAGCAGUUGCGAAACUUAGGGUUCUGAUUUGAUUUCCGUUCUAGUCUGGUUUUUAACACCUCCAAUCUCCUCAUGGAUGCAUCAAUGGAACCUCCUCAGACCUUAUGUCUCACAGAUCAGCCCCUUAUACGUGGCAUAUUUGCAGAUUUUGUUGAUAAGUUUAAUCUGAAAAGGCUAAAGCAGCCACAUUGUUUUGAUCUCCGAACCACUUGGGCUGUUUUUGAUGACCAUUUCCAAAUCUAACUAUCCUCUCUCUCUCUCUCUCUCUCUCUCUCUCUCUCUCUCUCUGAACAAGGAAAAAGAAAGAUUGUUCUUCACUGCUCCUUCUUUCCCUUUUCGUUUAUUUCUUUCAUCUCUGUUUUCCAUGGUUCUUAAUGCUUUUAGCUUGCUCAAAUCCUCCUAACUACAAUAUAUGGCAUGCAUGAAGCUGGGCUCUAAACCUGAAGCCUUCCGUCGUGAAGGGAAUACCUGGUUUUGUGCAAAUGGGCUUCCAAGCGACAUUAUAAUCGAAUGUGGAGAAUUGUCCUUUCAGCUUCACAAAUUUCCUUUGCUUUCCAGGAGUGGGGUUUUAGAAAAGCUGAUUGCAGAAGCCUCUAAUAAUAAUGGACAAAGCUGCAUUUUGCAGCUUCAUGAUAUACCCGGUGGAGCCAAGGUGUUUGAGCUCAUAGCCAAAUUCUGUUAUGGGAUUAAAAUGGAACUUACUUCCCUUAAUUUAGUUAGUCUUAGGUGUGCAGCUGAACACCUUCAGAUGACUGAAGACUAUGGAGAGGGGAAUCUGAUCUUUCAAACAGAGACUUUCCUCAAUGAAAUAUUUGGCAAUUGGGCAGAUUCAAUCAAAGUUCUUGAUAUGUGUGAGGAGGUUCUUGAAUAUGCUGAAGAACUCCACAUUGUCUCGAGAUGCAUUGAUUCCUUGGCAAUGAAAGCUUGUGCCGACCCUAGCUUAUUCAGUUUGUCUGUUUCAGGACGCAGUUGCAUGCAUAGCCCUGGGGGUACUGUCUUAUGGAAUGGAAUAGGCACGGCAGCAAAGCCAAAACCUGCAAGUGAGGAUUGGUGGUAUGAGGAUGUGUCCUUCCUCAGUUUGCCAAUUUAUAAAAGAUUAAUCUUCGCCAUUGAAUUGAGAGGCAUGAAGCCUGAGAGUAUUGCUGGGUCCCUCAUGUUCUAUGCAACAAGAUAUCUUCCUCUAAGUAGGUAUUCAAACAUCAGUGAGAAUGUGAACCGUGUCAUCCCAGGCUCUGCUAUUUCUGCCCCUUCUGAAGCCAACCAACGGGUUCUACUUGAAGAGAUUGUGGAGUUGCUGCCUAAUCAGAAGGGAGUUGCACCAACUAAGUUCCUACUUGGUUUGCUUCGUACUUCCAUGAUAUUACAUGCAAGCCCAUCAUGUAGAGAGAACUUGGAGAAAAGGGUGGGAGCUCAGUUGGACCAAGCUACAUUGGAUGAUCUUCUCAUACCAAACAUGGGUUACUCGGUGGAGACCUUUCAUGAUAUCGACUGUGUUCAGCGGAUUCUUGAUCACUACAUGUCAGUAUAUCAUGCUGCUGCUGCUGGUUCUUCCCCUUGUAUAGUGGAUGAGUCUCAGUUAGAAGCGUCCCCUUCGCUGACCCCAAUUACAAUGGUUGCCAAGCUAGUGGAUGAGUACCUUGCAGAGGUGGCAUCUGAUGUAAACUUGAAGUUCCCAAAGUUUCAAGCAUUAGCAGCUGUGAUUCCUGAUUAUGCUAGGCCACUUAAUGAUGGUCUGUAUCGCGCAAUUGAUAUAUACCUCAAGUCACAUCCCUGGCUGACAGACUCUGAGAGGGAGCAGCUAUGUAGGAUCAUGAACUGCCAAAAGCUCUCAUUGGAGGCCUGCACCCAUGCAGCACAGAACGAGAGGCUACCUCUCCGAUUAAUUGUCCAAGUCCUAUUCUUUGAGCAGCUUCGGCUCCGCACAUCUAUUGCCGGAUGGUUCUUUGUUUCUGACAAUCUUGAGAACUCCCAAAACCCACAUGGGAACCUCUCACUUCAUAAGCAUGAAGGGUCGUCUGAAGCAAAUCCUACUCAUGAUCAAGCUGUUAGCAUUGACGACAUGAGAGUGCGGGUCUCUGAGCUUGAGAAGGAAUGCUCAAGCAUGAAAGAGGAGAUCCAGAAGUUGGGCAAGACAAGGAGUAGUUGGAAUUUCUUCACUAGAAAGUUCGGAUUUGGACUAAAAUCUCAGCCUAGCAAAUCCAAAGCACCACCACCUCCACAACCACCCACACAAGAACCACCUGUGAAUGAACAGCAAGAUCAGAAUGGUGAAAUGGCUAAUUGAUCUAGAAAUUGCAAGCUAACAAAAUAACAUUGUUUCCACACAUCUCUUUACUAGUUUGCUAGUUGAAAGUGCAUUAGCUUUGAUUCUUUAAUUUGUUGAAUAGUUAAUCAUCAAAACCACUGUAUUAUGCUUAGAAGCAGGUUUGUGAUUUCAUUAUUUUAUAAUAGAUUCUUGAUUUAUCUCCAAAUUCUUUUGUGAUAUUGGUUUUAAAUUAACACACUAUUUGAUCAGUCAAGUUCAUUCGUUAA